Molecule: messenger RNA, 2245 nt
Organism: Bacillus rossius redtenbacheri
Lineage: Eukaryota; Metazoa; Arthropoda; Insecta; Phasmatodea; Bacillidae
Exons: 3
Coding region: 29-1330 (433 amino acids)
Source: RefSeq, a predicted model, not a curated record
GGCGUGAUAGCCGCGGGCAGUCCUCGCCAUGAGGCUCGCGUGGCUGCUGGCUGCCGCGCUGCUCCCGGGGCUGCUGGUGGCCGGGGAGAUGCCCCUGUUCUUCGCCGCCUGCAGCGACCAGGGCUGGGCGUGCAGCGAGCUGGAGGGGGGAGCCGUCGACCUGGACUACACCUGCGGCGACGCUGUGGGCUGGAAUGUCAUCUUCCGGAAAGAGUCAUUCGUACUGCCUCCUUCAAUAAACUCCUUGAAGAUAUCAGAAUGUGUGAAAGUCACUGCUGUUACUGAUUUUGUCUCCAUGGACCAAAACUACAGUUUAAAUGGCUUGAUACUGUCGAAUAUUCAGCAUCUUUCCUUCGUGGAAGAUUAUCAUGCAACUUCACCCCCGAGGAGCAUAAUUCUUGAAGACAUUGGCCUCAUCCCUUACUUGCCACCGCACAUCUUCGCACCGUCAAGUUGGCUGUGGGACUCGAUAGUUUUCCAGAACGUCACCAUCGGCCAAGUGGCCUCCGAGGCUUUUGUGAACGUGACGCUUUCCACAGUAUUCAUUUGGAGCUUCGUCCACGUGGAAGUCCUCAACGCUUCUGCCCUGAACGGCAUUAUACUGCCUAAUGGUGAAUUCGUGCUUGAAAGUUGUUAUUUUGGAAAGUUGGACCAAUAUGCGCUUCAAGUUCACGCAGCAAACGUGACCAUAAGGAACAGCUACAUCGGCGAGGUAUGGUCGCACGGGAUCUACGCGGAGGCGGACAGGUUCACGUUCUCGCGCAACUCGGGGCUGGAGCCGGUGAUGUUCCGGGCCCUGGAGGUGCGUGCGAGGGAGACGCUGAUCGCCGGCAACAGGUUCGGGUACCUGCAGGUGAGCGCGCUGGAGGGGAUCGGGCCGCUCCCGGGGCGGGCGGCCUACGAGUUCAGCGGCAACGCGGUGCGGGAGGCAGACCCGGGCUCGCUGCACGUGGACCUGCUGGCCUACGAGGGGGCCGGCGGGACAUUGAGCGUGGAGGGCAACACCUUCGCCUGCUCGUGCGACCGCCUGGGCUGGCUGGGCGUGCUGGCGGCUCCGGGCUCGCACCACCGCCUGCUGCGAGACUUCCACCGCGCCCUGCUGGACGAGCGCUCGCGCAACGCCUGUGCCUCGGGCUGCGGCCUGCCGCUCGGUGUGCUGGCGCGGCUGGUCGCCGAUCCGCGCCUCUGCGCGGCCGACCUGACGGGCGAGCAGCUGUGCGCGCUGCACCGCGACGGCACGGAGCCCCGCGCCGGCGCCGCGGUGCCUCUCCUCGCGGGCUGGGUCGCCCUGCUCGCGAUCCUCCGAGUGUGUGCGCUACCAGUCUGUUAACACUCUUGGAAACACUGUGUGUCACCUAUUUUAGUAUCCAGGAGGAAUGAAUGAAUUCAUCAAGUUUUGUGCAAUUGAUGCACGGAGACAACUCACUAGGCCUUUGUCAGUGUUUAAUUUGAUACACAGAAGAAGGUUGACAUCACCUAAUUUGUCUACAUACUUAGAUUUAUGUGCUAGGCUGCUCUGAAGAUGGUAACUGCAAUGCUGACCGAUACGUAUGAAAUUGUUUCCUUCGAACUUGAAGAGGCCAAAAUCCUAAUUCUGUAGCCAAGAAGUAAAUUUUUAACACACGUUUUUAAUUUGAUUGUAAGCUAUUGAAAUUAGUAGUAGGGCUUGCUGAUUUUUUAUUUUUUUUGCUGAUAUGAGUUUGUACAUAUAAGUUACAAUUUUUAAGAGCAUUUGGACCAGUAAUUUUGCCUAUUAGAACCAUUGAAAACUAAUAUAUCCUGUGGAAUUUUUAAGUAAGUAGGCAAAUCUUAUAAUCGUUCAUUAAAAUGUCUGUGUUUUAUCAUCUUUGUUUCGUUUACCAACUAGAAUGCAGUGUCCAACAUUAAGAGCACAAAAUAGUACAAAUGUAACUGUUCAAUGAAAUUAUGUGAAAAAGUAAAAAUGUAAAUGAAGGGAAACACUAAAUUUAAUGUCCUGUAUUUUAAUAUCAUGUCACAAAACACUAUACUCAGUCAUAUACUUUUUUUUAUACUUUAUGUGUUAGAUAGAAGAGAUAUUAAAUGUAUAACUUAAGAUUAGGAUUUGAAUGUGUUCUGUACUAAAAAUGAAGUACCUAGUGAUGUUAUUUUGCGAUAACUUUGAAUAGAGAGUUUUGUAAUCAGGGGAUUUGGGGAACUUACAAAUAUAAAUAAAAGUACUGAUUGUACUGUAUAUAGACUUUAUUUUAUGUACAUAAAAAAUUAA